GCCGAGGGUGCGCCUUCUGCUUCUCUGAACUGCUGCGGAGAAGAGUUCAGCCCUGGGGGGCUGGCUAGGGCGGCAGCAGUGGCUGCUGUGCAUGGGAACUGGGCGGCUCGGCGCGCCAAUGGAGCGCCACGGCAGAGCCGCCGCCACCUCAGCCCGGUCCGCCGGGGAGUCAGAGCCCGGAGGCGCCGAAGAAGGGCGGCGGCGGGGUCCAUUGCGACGCCGAGCGAGCAGCGCGUCUGCGCCCCCUGUCAGGGCCUCAGCGGAGAGCGCUAGGCGGGACCGGCCUGGCUCUUACAGCGGUCCUGCCUCAAUCGCCCGUCAGCGCGUCGAAAACCUCCGGAAAAAGCGGCCGCUUUUUCCAUGGUUUGGCUUGGAUAUUGGUGGGACCUUGGUCAAGCUGGUUUAUUUUGAACCCAAAGACAUCACUGCGGAAGAAGAGGAGGAAGAGGUGGAGAGUCUGAAAAGCAUUAGAAAAUACCUGACCUCCAAUGUGGCUUACGGGUCCACAGGCAUCCGGGAUGUGCACCUCGAGCUGAAGGACCUGACUCUGUGUGGACGCAAAGGCAAUCUGCACUUUAUACGCUUUCCCACUCAUGACAUGCCUGCUUUUAUUCAAAUGGGCAGAGAUAAAAACUUCUCGAGUCUCCACACAGUCUUUUGUGCCACUGGAGGUGGAGCAUACAAAUUUGAGCAGGAUUUUCUCACAAUAGGUGAUCUUCAGCUUUGCAAACUGGACGAACUAGAUUGCUUAAUAAAAGGGAUUUUAUACAUUGACUCAGUUGGAUUCAAUGGACGAUCACAGUGCUACUACUUUGAAAACCCUGCUGAUUCUGAAAAAUGUCAGAAGUUGCCAUUCAAAUUGAAAAAUCCAUACCCUCUGCUUCUAGUGAACAUUGGCUCAGGAGUUAGCAUUUUAGCAGUGUAUUCCAAAGAUAAUUACAAGAGGGUCACAGGUACUAGUCUUGGAGGAGGAACUUUUUUUGGUCUCUGUUGUCUUCUAACUGGCUGUACCACUUUUGAAGAAGCUCUUGAAAUGGCAUCUCAUGGAGAUAGUACCAAAGUGGAUAAACUAGUGCGAGACAUUUAUGGAGGAGACUAUGAGAGGUUUGGAUUGCCAGGCUGGGCUGUGGCUUCGAGCUUUGGAAACAUGAUGAGCAAGGAGAAGCGAGAGGCUGUCAGUAAGGAGGACCUUGCUAGAGCGACUUUGAUCACCAUCACCAACAACAUUGGUUCCAUAGCAAGAAUGUGUGCUCUUAAUGAAAACAUUAAUCAGGUGGUAUUUGUUGGAAAUUUCUUGAGAAUUAAUACCAUCGCCAUGCGGCUCUUGGCAUAUGCUUUGGAUUAUUGGUCCAAGGGGCAGUUGAAAGCAUUGUUUUCGGAACACGAGUUCUUACUACUGUUUUUUUGAAGAGAGUAAACCAAAUGUGACAUGACAGAACAGAGUCGGUCAAAUCAAAAGGAUGGACAUAAUAGAUAAUGUAAAAACAAAAUACUAGGUGAUCAACAAUGGUUACCAUACUGCCUCUUGCUAUCUUAAAAAGAAUUGCCUGUAUCAUCAGUUAUGAUAAAAUUGAACAAAACAAUAAAGAAUAAAACCAAAACAUUGGAGACAUUACACGACUUUAAAAGAAGAUAAUAGUCAACCGGAAUGGGCGUCAUAAUGAAUCUUACUGUCUUUACAGUUUUGUCUAUACUUUCGAACUUGGUACUAUCAAGCAAAGCAGAAUACAGGAAAAUCAGUCAAAACAAGAUGUUGAGGGCUAUACAGGGUUUCAAAUCAAGUUAAUAGGAAAUGAAAGUGGGUUAUUAUAAUGUAUCCUGCUAAGUUUUUUAUUUUUCCCUUAAUUAAAAAGAUAAAAAUAAAAAAGUAAGUAAUUAAAAGGAGACUGAGAUAAAAGAGUGUAUAACAACAAAACAGCGCAAGUCAAAGCAUAACCAUUUAAGCAAAAUAUUGUCUGUCUCCAUCGGUCUUAACAGGUUGUAUCUUACUGGAUUUUAUUAUAUGUGAUAAUAUAAGCAAAAACUUUUAUAGACAAGGAGAUUAUACAGAAAACAUUGUUCAUUUUCUGAUAGGCGGUUCUAAAUACCCUAUAAUACUGUCAUUCUCUUGAAUGGUUUUACAUUGUCUUGAUAUGUUUGGUGCUAUAGUAUACGAAGUUAUACUCAAAGAUUUCAAGGAAAGAGACACUAUGGUAACUACUUUUAUGUUAGGAUAUCUUGAGGUGAAACACUAUUUUAAUUGUAAUCAGUUUUAAAGAAUUUUAUUUGUGUGAUUGUACUGAUGUUUGAAAUGUGGCACAACAUGUCUUUUGCACCUUUAAUAAAUGUAAAUACUUGCUACAAGCAAACGAAUGUCCCCAGACCUUGCACAUGCUAGGCGAGUGUUCCACCACUAGGCUGUAUCUGCAGGCCCCAAAGGAAAAUUUGAACCUUUUCAUGGAGUUUUGAUGUUUGCUCUCUCUUUUUUAAUCGGUACCAGGGAUUGAACUCAUGACUGCCUGCUUGCAAGGCAGGUGCUUAUGCCACUGAGCUAAAUUCCCAGCCCCUUUGAUGUUCUCUUCUUUUCUGGACAAUCCUUUAUAUUUUUUCAUUGCAUUGACUCUGUAAAUACAGCUCCUCUGGUCCUGCUUGUUUUCUUCAUCUUUUUUGAUGCCAGUUUUUUGUAUUGAUAUAAUUCAUGUGUCCUGUGCUUUUAAGUAGGAUUUGAUCAAUAAAAAUUACUUUUUCCUUUAAA
Molecule: messenger RNA, 2734 nt
Organism: Cavia porcellus (domestic guinea pig)
Lineage: Eukaryota; Metazoa; Chordata; Mammalia; Rodentia; Caviidae
Gene: Pank2
Product: pantothenate kinase 2
Exons: 7
Coding region: 92-1408 (438 amino acids)
Biological process (GO): coenzyme A biosynthetic process
Cellular component (GO): cytosol; nucleus
Molecular function (GO): ATP binding; pantothenate kinase activity
Source: RefSeq, a predicted model, not a curated record